ACAAAAAUGGACAGUCAACAACACAUUGGACAGCAUACAGUUAACAGUUAAAAUUUUUAUUUUCUACUAACAAAAAAGUAAUAACAAUAAGAAUAACAAUGUUUCCAAAAAAUUUCUGGAUUUUCUUUUUCAUAACUUCAUUCGCUGAAAUCAAGGGGCGUUCAAUUGAAAACAAUAAUCCAAUGGUAGAAAAUUAUGAUUGUUAUCAAACUAGAUAUGAUACAAUCGAAUGUUUUCCGAAGGGUUCCAUAAAUUUUAUGGAAAAUAAAAUAAAUAACACAAAUUUAUUCGAUUUUGGAAUAAAUAAUAAUUACGAGAACGGAACAACUAUCAAUGAUGAUAUUAUAAGCACUACUAUCAAUAAUUUGGAUAAUAAUAAUAAAUCAUCUACAAUUAAUGAUAACAAUGCAGUACUUAAAAUCAAUAAUAGAAAUAAUAAUAGAAAUAACGUAAGAAUCACCCACAAUGGUGAAUCAGUAACUAUACAUAAUAAGGAUGGUAAUGAAAAUUUCAUUAUUAUUGAAAAAGAUAGUAAAAUUAUAACUAUUCAUAAUAAUAAUAAGAAUACUAAUGGAAUUACUAUCUAUGGUAGUAGUAAAUUAAUUAUUGUAUAUAACGGUGCUAAUAAUAGAAAUGCGUUUGUUAUUAAAGGUAACAAAGGUAGGAUUAUUUUUAAAAAUCGUGAUAAUAAUAAUGUUAAUACCGUUUAUAAAUAAAUAAUUAAAAUAUGAGUACUGAUAAGACCGAUUAUAAAAUCAAUGUUGAUAAUAAUGAUAAAAAUAACGAUAAUAAUUAUUCCUUAUCAAAAAAAUCCGUACAGGAAUCUAGCCUAGAUUCCUAUGUGGGUUUCCAUAUGGUUUCCCAUAGGAAAUCAGCAUCGAUCCCGACAUAAAUUCCUGUGUAGGUUUCCUACUUGGGAAUCCCGAAACCCACAAUUUCCUAUGUGGAUUUUCCAUAUAGAAAUCCAAAUACCUAUGGUUUCCUACAUGGAUUCUUAUAUAAAUUCAUACACUCCUAUAUUGAUUUCUAUGGAUUCUCACAUAAAUCCAUACUUUCCUAUAUGGAUUCCCAUGCAAUCCCACAUGGAUUUUUUUGAAAGGGCUAUUAAUGAGUAUAAUAAUUUAAUAAUAUUUUAAUAGAUAAUAUAUGUACUUAAUAUCAGAUAUUGUAUUUGAUUAAUAAAUAAUUACAACAGAAACUA
Messenger RNA from Microplitis mediator, 1201 nucleotides. RefSeq lists its product as uncharacterized. The record is from RefSeq and is a predicted model, not a curated record. NCBI's taxonomy places the organism in Eukaryota, Metazoa, Arthropoda, Insecta, Hymenoptera, Braconidae. Bases 99 to 716 code for a protein of 205 amino acids. The transcript is spliced from 2 exons.